This is a messenger RNA of Abrus precatorius (Indian licorice), 2101 nucleotides long. RefSeq lists its product as uncharacterized. The record is from RefSeq and is a predicted model, not a curated record. Bases 14 to 2101 code for a protein of 695 amino acids. NCBI's taxonomy places the organism in Eukaryota, Viridiplantae, Streptophyta, Magnoliopsida, Fabales, Fabaceae. The transcript has 6 exons.
UUUGAACCAAAGGAUGGACCCUUUUUCUGGAUAUAUUUGGAUUUUCCUCUCAAAGCUUGUGCAAACUCUGUUCUGGCCUUUUCCUAGAAUCAUCAUGAGAUAUUGUAGCCAUGAAGCACUUAAUUCAGGUUGUUCUUCAAAUCUUUGCCAUGAAAACUACCAAACUGAAUCUAACAAUUCUGGGACAAAAACUGAAGCGGAAGCAGGUUGUUCUAAAUGUUAUAUAGAUGCAGAGUUGAAAUGUGAAAUAUUUGAGGAAAGUAAUGAUACUAUUCAAUUUCAACUAGAAUGUCGUCAUCAAAAUGAUUCAAAUGGUUCUGAAAAUGUUACUAACUAUGCUGGAAUUCUUGGCCUUCAAGUAGAGGAGACAACAAAGUUGGUUUUCAAAUUUCAAUAUCAGACUUGGAACUGUAGUGAAGAAUUCAAGGCAUGUUACAGUGAAAAUUUUGAUUCUGUGAAUAUUGAUAGUGAUAAGUCUUCCAGCCUCUUGGAUGAACAAGAACCUCCAAUUUUUACUUUCAAGGAACCAUGUGUUGGUUCAAAAGAUUUUCAUUUUGAAAAUUAUUCUGAUUUCCUAUCUGAAAGAAUCUUUGAACCAGAAAGUUGUGAAAGUGUGUCGAUGCAGCAGAGAAGCCCAAUAAUUUCUAUAGGAGAUGAGGUUUUGUUAGAAACAGACUUUGGAACCACUAUUGAGCUUGACACUUUGGGAAACCAUGAUGAAGAAAAUGCAGCUUUAACAAAAGAAAAUUUGGACUUUGGGAGCGAGAAAAACACAGAGAAUUUGUAUGAUGUCGAUAGAGAUACAAUGAAUGAGAUAAGAAAAUUAGAAGAGACUAGAAUGCAGACUUUAGAGAUGGAGAAGUCAAAGGGUUAUUGUUUUCAAGAUAAGCAUAGGAUCACUUUACAUGGCUCGAAAGGUUCAGAUAUUGAGGAUUCCCACAAGUUUGAUGCACAAUGGGAACAUCAAGAUCUAAUAGAACAGCUUAAAAUGGAGCUGAACAAGGUCCGAGCCAUUGGUCUUCCUACUAUCAUUGAGAAUUGUGAGUCACCAAGGAUAAUGGAAGACUUGAAGUCAUGGAAAAUUGAUGAAAAAUUCCAGCAUAGUAGUACCACAAAUGAGCUUCCAAAAUUGUACAAGAGUUAUACAGAAAGAAUGCGAAAUUUUGAUAUCUUAAAUUACCAAAAGCUGUAUGCCAUUGGUUCCUUCAAGAGCGAGGACCUGCUGCAAUCAUUUUCAAGCCAUGAGAACACUUUUUCAGCUAUCACAUCCUUCCUUCCACAUAUCUUUCACCAUUGUAGGAAUAAAAAAUCUGAACCUGGUCCAUUGAAGUUCAUGAGGGAAUUUUACGGUGACUUGGAAGAAGUUUAUGUUGGACAGUUGUGCCUUUCUUGGGAGUUCCUUCAGUGGGAGUAUGAGAAGGCUUUGGAGUUAUGUGAAUCUGACCAAUACAGAUUGCAAAGUUACAAUGAAGUAGCAGAGGAAUUCCAACAAUUUCAAGUGUUGCUGCAAAGAUUUAUAGAGAAUGAACCUUUCCAAGGUCCACGGGUUGAGUACUAUGUCAGGAAUCGAUGUGUCAUGCGCAAUCUUCUUCAAAUUCCAGUCAUAAGAGAAGACAGCACCAAGGAAGAAAAGAAAUCCAAAACAAGAGAUGAAGAUAAAGAUGAAAUCACAAGUGACAUGCUAAUAGAGAUUUUGGAAGAAUCAAUCAGGAUAAUUUGGCUUUUCAUUAGAGCUGAUAAAGAUGCAUCUAGUUUGACACAUAAAGGUCCAAGAGAAACUCAAUUAGAGCUCCAAGACCCUGCAGAUUCAGAAUUUCUUAUGGAGAUUCAAGCAGAGCUUCAAAAGAAGGAAAAGAAACUAAGUGAAUUUUCGAAGAGUAGAAGUAGCAUACUGAAGAAGUUCCUAAAGCAUGAGAAAGAUGGAAGAGAUCACUUCCUUUACUUUUCCUCUCUAGUGAUCAUGAAACUUGUAUGGAGAGUGUUGAAAAUGUCAAAAAUAUCAAGGGAUCAACUAGUAUGGUGUCAUAAUAAACUGAACAGUAUCAGUUUUAUAAAUAGAAAGAUAAAUAUAGAACCAUCUUUUUUGCUAUUUCCUUGUUAA